Molecule: messenger RNA, 4215 nt
Organism: Rotaria sordida
Lineage: Eukaryota; Metazoa; Rotifera; Eurotatoria; Philodinida; Philodinidae
Source: the annotation of a GenBank genome assembly
AUGUAUCGUUUAGCUCCAAAGUGCGGCCUCAACUUCAAACCAACAGCUCAAAAGCCAAUUGAAUAUAAGUAUGGUCCACGAUCUGUCGCCAUCGGCGAUUUCGACAAUGACACGGUUUUGGAUAUGGUUGUCGCCAAUCACAUAGUCAACAAAAUAGCGGUGUAUUUGGGAAAUGGUGAUAGCAGUUUUAGAGAUCCAACUAUGUAUUCAACAGGUGCCUACUCUAGUCCUUACAUGGUCAUAGUUGAUGAUUUUAACAAUGACUAUCAAUUGGAUAUUGCAGUAGCAAAUUUUGGCACUAACAAUAUCGGCAUGUUUCAUGGAUUUGGAAAUGGGUCUUUUGCAAGUCAAAUAGAUUUUUCAACAGGCUUAUCUCGUCCGAUAGCAAUUAUUGCCGCUGAUUUCAAUAAUGACUCAUUACUUGAUAUUGUCACCGCCAAUUAUGGAACUCACAGUACCAGUAUAUUCUAUGGACAUAGACAUGGAAAUUUUUCGUCUCCAAUUACAUACUCAACUGGUUAUGAUUCUUUUCCAUCCUCAUUAGCUGUUGGAGAUUUCAAUAAUGACAACUAUUUAGAUCUCGCUAUUGCCAAUUAUGGCACGAAUAAUAUUGGCAUACUUUUUGGAAAUGGCCACAGGACUUUUGAAAAACAAAUCACCUUUUCCACUGGUGUUGAUUCUCAUCCGUAUUCAAUCGCUGUUGGCCAUUUCAACGCCGACGGGUUUGUCGACAUAGCUAUCGCCAAUUCUGGAACUCAUGAAAUAGGUUUACUUCUAAACAACGGCAAUAGAACUUUUGCUAAUCAAGCCACCUAUUCCAUUGGUUCUGCUUCUCCAUAUGCAAUUGGCGUCGGAGACUUCAACCAAGAUAAUCGAUUAGACAUCGUCAUGACUAAUAAUGGCAUUGAAAAUAUAGGUGUACUUCUUGGACAUGCAAAUGGUAGUUUUGAAAAUCUAAUCAUGUAUUCAACCGGAUCUUAUUCUUCGAUUUCAGUGGCGGUAGGUUAUCUCAAUAAUGACCAGCGAUUAGACAUCAUCGUCGUCAAUAAUGAUACUGGUAGCAUUGAUAUUCUCCUUGGUCAUUAUGAAGGUUUUUUAAAUCAAACAAGGUAUUCAGUUGACUCUUAUCCACUAUCUAUAGCUGUUGCUGAUUUCAACAACGACACUCAACUAGAUAUCGUUACCGCCAAUCAGGGUCACAAUGAUGUAAGGGUCCUUCUUGGAUAUGAGAACGCUUCUUUUGCAAAACCAACAAGAUAUUCAGUUGGCUCUUAUCCACAAUCUGUAGCUGUUGGUGAUUUCAACAACGACACUCGACUAGAUAUCAUUGUCGCCAAUCGGUAUAGCAAUGAUGUGAGUGUCCUUCUUGGAUAUGGGAACGGUUCUUUUGUAAAAGAAACAAGAUAUUCGGUUAGUUUAUAUCCAUAUUCUGUAGCUGUUGGUGAUUUCAACAAGGACACUCGACUAGAUAUUGUUGUUGCCAAUUUUGGUAGCAAUGAUGUGAGUGUCCUUCUUGGAUAUGGGAACGGUUCUUUUGCAAAUGAAACAAGAUAUUCAGUUGGUUCUUCUCCACGUUCUGUAGCUGUUGGUGAUUUCAACAAUGAUACUCAACUAGAUAUCGUUGUUGCCAAUUCUUAUAGUGCUGAUGUAAGUGUCCUUCUUGGAUAUGAGAAUGAUUCUUUUGCAAAAGAAACAAGAUAUUCAGUUGGCUAUGGCCCACAAUCUGUGGCUGUUGGUGAUUUCAACAACGACACUCAACUAGAUAUCGUUGUCGCUAAUUAUGGUAGUAAUGAUGUGAGUGUUCUUCUUGGAUAUGGGAAUGGUUCUUUUGCAAAAGAAACAAGAUAUUCAGUUGGUCCUUAUUCAUACUCUGUAGCUGUUGGUGAUUUCAACAACGACACUCGACUAGAUAUCACUGUCGCUAAUUGGGGUAGCAAUGAUGUGAGUGUCCUUCUUGGAUAUGGGAAUGGUUCUUUUGCAAAAGAAACAAGAUAUUUAGUUGGCUCUUCUCCAAGUUCUAUAGCUGUUGGUGAUUUCAACAAGGACACUCGACUAGAUAUCGUUGUCUCCAAUCUGGGUAGCGACGAUGUGAGUGUCCUGCUGCAAUAUGACAGAGGAGCGAUAGCAUAUGAAAUGGCCUAUGCAUCUGGCGGCGGAGCUAGCCUACAAUAUGUAGUGAUUGAUGAUAUGAAUAAUGACACUAAUUUGGAUAUCAUCUUGGCUAAUUACGGUACUAAUAAUGUAGGUGUCCUUUUUGGAUAUGGAGAUGGCCUUUUCGUAAAUCAAAUGAUGCUUACCAUUGACUCAAAUUCUCAUCCAACAUCGAUUACUACUGGCGACUUCAAUGGCGACAGUGUAGUAGAUAUCGCUGUGGUCGACUAUGGUACAAAGCAAAUAGGUAUGAUGCUUGGAUAUGGGAACAGCACAUUUGCAAAUCAAACAAGUAAAGGAAUUAGUUUUGAUUCGCAUUCGUUAACUGUGGCUUCUGGCGAUUUUAAUAAUGAUAAACUAUCGGAAAUCGCUAUCACUUACGACGGCAGGGAUAACGUAGAUAUCUUUGUUGCAUACGAACAUGGAUCUUUGGCAAAAGAAACAAGAUAUUCAGUUGGCUAUCGUUCAUAUGCUGUAGCUGUUGGUAAUCUCAACAACGACACUCAACUAGAUAUUGUUGUCGUCAAUUGGGGUAGCAAUGAUGUGAGUAUCCUUCUUGGAUAUGAGAACGGUUCUUUUGAAAAAGAAACAAGAUAUUCAGUUGGCAUUUCUCCAACUUCUGUAGCUAUUGGUGAUUUCAAUGACGACACUCGACUAGAUAUCGUUGUCGCUAAUGAAGGUAGUGAUGAUGUGAGUGUCCUUCUUGGAUAUGGGAACGGUUCUUUUGCAAAACAAACCAGAUAUUCAGUUGGCUCUUAUUCAUACUUUGUAGCUGUUGGUGAUUUCAACAACGACACUCGACUAGAUAUCGCUGUCGCCAAUUAUGGUAGCAAUGAUGUGAGUAUCCUACUUGGAUAUGGGAACGGUUCUUUUAUGAAAGAAACAAGAUAUUCAGUUGGCUCUUAUCCAUAUUCUGUAGCUGUUGGUGAUUUCAACAAGGACACUCGACUAGAUAUCGUUGUCGUCAAUCUCAAUAGCCAUGAUGUGAGUAUCCUUUUUGGAUAUGAUAACGGUUCUUUUGCAAAAGAAACAAGAUAUUCAGUUGGCUCUUAUCCACAAUCUGUAGCUGUUGGUGAUUUCAACAACGACACUCGACUAGAUAUCAUUGUCGCCAAUUGGGGUAGCAAUGAUGUGAGUGUCCUUUUUGGAUAUGAUAAUGGUUCUUUUGCAAAAGAAAUAAGGUAUUCAGUUGGCCCUUAUCCAUAUUCUGUAGCUGUUGGUGAGUUUAACAACGACACUCGACUAGAUAUUGUUGUCGCCAAUUGUGGUAGCAAUGAUGUGAGUGUCCUUCUUGGAUAUGACAUCGGAUCUUUUCGAAAAGAAACAAGAUAUUCAGUUGGUUCUUGUCCAAGUUCUGUAGCCGUUGGUGAUUUCAACAAUGAUACUCGAUUAGAUAUCGUUGUCGCCAAUUAUAUGAGUAAUGACGUGAGUGUCCUUCUUGGCUAUGACUAUUUAGUUUUUGUGAAGCAAAUGAUGCUUAUGACUGGAAAUGGUUCCCGACCACAGUCGUUAGUAAUUAGUGAUUUUAAUAAUGAUGGUCUAAUGGAUAUUGGUGUCGUCAAUUCACUUACUCACAGUAUUGGUAUUUUUCUUGGAUAUGGUAAUAUAUCUUUUACAAAUCAAGCGACAUAUUCAACUCGUCCAUAUUUAUCUCCAUGCACUAUGAGUGUUGGUGAUUUGAACAACGAUACUCGAGUGGAUAUCGUUUUUGGUAGUUGUAACUCGGAUAAUGUUGGUGUUUUUCUUGGAUAUGGCAAUGGCUCGUUUGGAAAUCUAAUGGCGUAUUCAACAGGUUCAUAUUCGUCUCGAUACUCUCUAGCUGUUGGUGAUCUUAACAAUGAUACAAUACAAGACAUUGUCAUCGCGAAUCAUGACAACAACAAUCUAGGUGUAUUUCUUGGACAUGGUAACGGUUCAUUUGCAAGUAUCAUCCUAUUUGCGUUGGACUAUGGGUCCAAUCCAUUCUCUCUUGUCGUUGGCGAUUUCAACAAUGACAGAAAAUUAGAUAUUGCCGUCGCAAAUAAUGGAACUGACAGUUUAAAUAUUCUCUUGCAGACUUGUUAG